AGGCCUGAAAAGAAAUGAGCAAUCCUCAAGACCAUAGGCAGAAAAAGUCCCCGUGAGACAGGAAGCCUGCUGGUUCCUGAUGCUUAAACUAGACAGUAGAGGCAGCACUGCCUAAUACGGAGCUUGCUUCUGCUGUGGCGUCUGUGAGCAGCUGCCGGGCUCCUCGCCAGGCUCCCUUCCCUCUCCUCACUGGCUGAUGGAUCCCAGGGGACUCCUCUCCUUGAACUUCCUGCUGUUUCUCUUCCUGGCUUUUGAGCUGAGCUGCGGAACAGGUGAGGGCUUGAUGAAUUGCCCAAAGAUCCUCGGGCGGUUGGGAAGCAGUGUGCUGCUGCCCCUGACAUCUCAAGGGAUAAGUAAGAGCAUGAACGAGAGCAUCCACAUCCUUGUCGCAAAGGCAGAAUCACAGGGAAGUAGCGUCAAGAAGAAAAUAGUCUCUCUUAGUCUGCCGGAAGGAAGCUCUGUGGGCUAUCUGGAGGAUGGUUACAAGUUUCAUCUGGAAAACCUGAGCUUGGAGAUCCCGGAAAGUAGGAAGAAGGAUGAGGGCUGGUACAUCAUGACCCUGGAAGGAAACAUUUCGGUUCAGCACUUCUGCCUGCAGCUGAAGCUCUAUGGUAAUGAGCAGAUCUCCACUCCAGAAAUUAAAGUGUUGAACCGGACCCAGGAGAAUGGGAACUGCAGCUUGGUGCUGGCCUGCAUGGUGGAGAAGGGGGACCAUGUGGCUUAUAGAUGGAGUGAGGAGGCGGUCACCCACCCACUGAGCCCAGCCAACGGCUCCCACCUCCUGUACCUCACCCUCGGCCCUCAGCAUGCCAACAAAGUCUAUAUCUGCACCGUGAGCAACCCCAUCAGCAGCUACUCCCAGACCUUCAGCCCGUGGGCGGGAUGUAGGCCGGAUCCCCCAGUAUCAAGACAAUGGGGACUGUAUGCUGGGCUGUGCUUAGGGGGCAUCGCUGGUGUCAUCAUGAUUCUCACAGUGGCAGUACUACGGUUUAGAAGAAGAGGUAAAGCAGACCAUUACCGGCCAACAAAGGAAGCAAAAAACCUUACUAUCUAUGCCCAAGUCCAGAAAUCAGGUUCUUUUCAAAAGAAACCUGAUGCCCUGCCAGCUCAGGAUCCCUGCACCACCAUUUAUGUUGCUGCCACAGAGCCUGUUCCAGAGGCUGUCCAGGAACCAAACUCCAUCACAGUCUAUGCCAGCGUGACACUUCCAGAGAGCUGACACCACAGACCCACUGAAGGGACUUUCUGAAGGAAUACGGAGGAGCCAAAAUAAACACUGAACUUGGCCCCAGGUCCCAAGUUCCCCAUGACACUCCACACAUCUGUACGCUUCUCGGAUCAACUCCCUGGUGAUGUUUUUUCCACAUCCACCUGUGAAAUGGACAAGGAAAUGAGGCUUCCCAAGCACGUAGCCUGCUCUGCAGGGCACAGGCCCAGAACAGAGAGCUGUUGGAUAGAGCUUUCCUCUCUGGUGUAGCAGACGAAAUGGAUAAUGCAGGCCCCGUGAGUCCAGACCUUCAGGUGUCUUGCUCCUUGCGGGGAAUGGAUAAUAAAAGCCAAAGCAAGAAAGCCAGGACGUCUAACACCUAUCUCAGGCAGCUGACCACCAGCCACAAAGUCUGGAACAGUUCACAUUUUGGCUGCCUAUACUCAGUUCUGAGAACUGAUCCUGAUUGCAUGCAGACGUGAUCAAGGCUCUGUGCCUCAGUUUCUCUCUCUGGAUGGGCGCUGAAGGGUGAAUUCUUUAUUAUGUGUAAAACACUCUCAGAUUAUUGUAUAAAAGAAGCUAAUAGAGUCAGUACUUUAUUUGCAAAACCCAGAAACUAAAGCGUUAAUAAACUGAAAACUUUGACAUCUCUGAGCUUUGAAUAACGGAAGGAAAAUCAUCUAAGAUUCUUAAAAGUAUAGUUCUGUGCAAAUGGCAUUCAGACUGAAAUAAAAGUGGCAAGUGUUUGGUGAUGCUGUUAUAAAGAAACUUGUAUAACUCA
Messenger RNA from Equus caballus (horse), 1988 nucleotides. RefSeq names its product signaling lymphocytic activation molecule family member 1 (gene SLAMF1). The record is from RefSeq and is a predicted model, not a curated record. NCBI's taxonomy places the organism in Eukaryota, Metazoa, Chordata, Mammalia, Perissodactyla, Equidae. Gene Ontology annotation, biological process: positive regulation of type II interferon production; lymphocyte activation. Gene Ontology annotation, molecular function: signaling receptor activity. Gene Ontology annotation, cellular component: external side of plasma membrane; membrane; cell surface.